Molecule: messenger RNA, 2240 nt
Organism: Corythoichthys intestinalis (scribbled pipefish)
Lineage: Eukaryota; Metazoa; Chordata; Actinopteri; Syngnathiformes; Syngnathidae
Gene: rhd
Product: Rh blood group, D antigen
Exons: 9
Coding region: 1-1323 (440 amino acids)
Biological process (GO): ammonium homeostasis; ammonium transmembrane transport
Cellular component (GO): plasma membrane
Molecular function (GO): ammonium channel activity
Source: RefSeq, a predicted model, not a curated record
AUGGCUCCUAAAUACGCCCCAGAUGUGCGCUCUCGUUUGGCUCCUUUGUUGCUUUUCUUGCAAACAGGCUUUAUUAUAUUGUAUUACUUCUCCACUGAGAUAGAAAGCAAUGUGGAUGGGAUUAUAUUCAGCAAUUUCUACCCAGUGUUCCAGGAUUUGAAUGUGAUGGUCUUUUUGGGUUUUGGUUUCUUGAGUUCUUUUUUGGUCCGCUAUGGUUUUAGUGCCUCAGGGUUCAGCUUUCUUAUUGCUGUCAUGGCCACCCAGUGGGCACUCAUACUAAAUGGUAUUGAGUCUUGGUAUUACAGUGGGAAGAUUAAGCUUAGCCUGAGAAGCUUGGGGGUUGCUGAGAUGUGCACCGCCUCAGUUCUUAUCUCAAUUGGGGCUGUACAAGGCAAAACGAAUCAUGUCCAGCUAAUUCUAAUGGCCCUACUGGAGGUGUUUGGCUUUGUCCUGAAUGAGUGGCUUCUGCAGACUCUGCUCUCGGCACGGAAUACACACUGCAUCAUGGUACUUCACAUCUUUGGUGCAUUCUUUGGUCUUGUUCUGACGUGGAUCCUCUAUCGGAAAGAAUCAGAACAGGGAUUCGAGAAGGAGAAACUUGACCGCAAAGCUGGAUUGUUCUCCAUGUUAGGUACUGUGUUCCUCUGGAUGUUUUGGCCAAGUUUUAACUCAGUCCUUGUAGACGACCAUUUUCCUGAGAGGAAAUUGAGGUCAGUGUGCAGUACCUACCUGGCCCUGGCUGUAAGUGCUGUAGCAUCUCUUGCGGUGUCUGCUCUCUCCAGUCCAGAGGGAAAAGUUCAUCCAGCCAAUUUUCAGUCAUGCAUAUUUGCUGGUGGUGUUGCUGUCGGGGUCUCCAUGUCAGUGAUACGUUACCCAUGGGAGGCCAUGACAAUUGGAUUGACUGCGGCUGCUGUGUCAACCACUGGAUUCCGAUACCUCAAGGUGGUGAUCAAUGUAUUCAUGUGUCAAUUUAUCAUCAGUCUACCUUAUACCAUACUGUGUUUUCCUAAUCAGAGCCACAUGCUGUUUGCCUUCGAGUGUCAUGAUACGUGUAGUGUUCUGAGCACACAUGGACUGCCUGGCCUACUGGGAUGGCUGACACACCUCCUUCUGCAGAUUAAACAGUCUGAUGAUCACACAACGGCGAUCCGGUUUGCUGUAUUUCACAUUUGUGUUCUCCUUAUCACAAUAACUGUAAGCCUGACCAUGGGGAUCAUAACAGGGGUACUACUUAAGUGGGACAUCUGGAGACCCCCCCAAGAUAAAAAAUGUUUUGAUGACCAGGCUUUCUGGAUGUUUGAGCAUCUUGCAGUUCGCAAGUAACUUGAGAAGUCUGACCCUUGAUUCAAGUGUACACCAGAUUUACAAAAGCCAAACACACAAUGGGUUUCCUGCUCAAUAUGAUUGUUUAAUUAUGCCAAGGUAGCCAAAGACUAGGUCCAUUGUAGAAACAUAAGAAAUGGAUGCACAUCGAGCAAGUAAAUCUACCAGACAGUUGUGACAAAUGAUGACCUCAACUCAGCUAUGCAAGCCCAUGACUAUUUUACAAUAAAUUCGCAUGACGAGAUUCAGAGCUCACUUGAUGUUCUUUCAGUGAAAAACAAUCUCUCAUGACAAGUUUUGUCAGUACGUAUUAUCACGGUAAUUCCCCCAGUUAUUUUAUACACCACAAAAUGUAUUGUUUUCACUCAGCUGACAAGUUAUAUAAAAUGAUGGGAAGCAUUAGCAUACCCACAGCAGGUUUCGCCCUAGUAUUCCCAAAAUACAUAUUAAACACAAGUUUUAUACCAUCUUCAACAACGCAGCUGCACAGGGCAGAUACACAUUUCAAAAUGUGCAACAGUUCAUCUGUCAAUGAGCCUAUGUAUUGUGCUUGGUUAUGAUUUAGCCUUUUAAAAUGGCGACAAAAAUAUAAAUUAAAUGUCAAUCUCGAAUGCUAAAAAGGCUACAUAUAAGGUGAUGAAUAACCACUGAAGCCUGGGGCAUUUUGUUUCAUAUAACAAAAAAAGCAGUGUAUAACAAUGACGGCCAAAUACACACAGUCAGUUAUUGCCACAGGUCCUCUGUGCGUCCAAACUUGAAUACCAGGGCCCUGGUGAAUAAUAAAGGUGGGUGAUAUCAGUUCAAGUACUUCAUGGAGAUCAAAAUAGUAGUAAACAUGUCACUACGGCUUAUACACUUACCCGAAGAAAAUGAAUGCAUUUUGGAAAAAAACCGCAAUACCUGGGUACACAACUGGC